Molecule: messenger RNA, 1950 nt
Organism: Suillus subaureus
Lineage: Eukaryota; Fungi; Basidiomycota; Agaricomycetes; Boletales; Suillaceae
Exons: 10
Coding region: 1-1950 (649 amino acids)
Source: RefSeq, a predicted model, not a curated record
AUGAUGGGAAGUCACAACAUUACUGAGAUCGUCAGUGACUUAACAAAGGCAGAGCCAGUUGCCAUAGUUCCUGCAAAUACACUGAAGGCAAAUAUUCAAAAGCAGACAUGGCCACAAAUUAUGGAUGUGGUAUGCAAACUGCCUGACCAUAUUUUGGAUAUGAUACACCAAGCUGUGGAGAAAAAAGAUGAGGAACAUGAGGUGGAACAUGAGGAAAAAGCUGAGAGGAAAAGGAUUACCAACAAACUUCAAUGCAAAGCACAGAAGAGUGUUGAAGAAGUUCAUUUUGAAGAGCACAAUGAUGGCAUCAAUGAGCACAAUUAUUCAAAGUAUCUGGGAUUACCAUCAGAAGAAGAGAUUAAAAAGUGCUUCAAAGCAUACAUAUCAGGGACAUCAAAUGAAGCUCUUGCAAUGUCAGUUUGCAUUGUCUGUGCUCAGGAGUUGAUGAGCUCUGAAGGCAACAUGCAUCAUCUGUGUAGGAUACCAAACAUCAGGCAGUGGCUUUCUGUAUCAACAGAAACUUUACCUGCAGUAGCGACAUUGUGGGAGGGAUUAUUGUUGCUUGAAGGACAUAUGAUCAAAGGCCAAUUCUUACCACAACUGGUCACUUCUCUGGCAUCAGUGCUCACAUCCCACAAUCCACUCUAUGCUGAUAUCCAAAUCUCAGAGGCACAACUUGCACAUCUCCCAGAGGAUGAUGUCCCUCAAGAGAUAAUUUCUGUUGUCUGUCACAAGGCCAAUGAUGAUGUUGCGACACAAGAGAGCAAAGGAUAUGUGCCUACAGAUGAUGAGAUUAGAAAUGAUGAAGAUAUCUCCAAUGUGGAGAAUGACUCAGAAGGAUAUAGUUUGGAAGAAGAUAGCAGCAAUAGUCAUGAUGCACAAAUUAUUCCAUUGAAGUUCUUAGGCGUUACAGACACAGAACUCAGUACACUGCUGUUGAACAAUUUGAUGAAACAUGUGCUAAUGAAUCUUGAUGAUGGCAUUACUGACAAUGAAGGAGGCUAUGCUGUCUGCCAUAGUCAUCACCCUGUAUUGGAUUUUGGGCGCAAUCAAGCAGGAGGAGAAGACUUGCGUAGGAUGAAUCCACUUGCUGUGACAUAUCCCAAAUUGUUUCCUUUUGGUGUUGGUGGAAUUGAGGAUACACAUGGAAAAUUACUUGGUUUUGAUGAACAUCGCUUUCGAACUCACCAUUCAUUCCCAUUUGUCAUUUUUGGCAUGGAGCAGAAGCACAAAGCAUUGCAAUCAGCUCGAAUUCAGAUGUGUCGCAAGGAUUUUGAAUGUGAUGGAUAUAUCAUCAAUUCCAUUACUGUUUCUGACCUUAAACAAGUGGAGAAAGAAGAGGCAGAACACAGAAAGAUCUCCAAUCCUUGGGUUCAACUUCUUCAGAAACACAUGUUUGCAGUGUCUAGAUGUGUCAUGGGAUCUGACAAUUAUCAAGGUCAAUAUUGGCCCAAGUCUUUGGAUAACAAUCAAUCCCAGUUUUUGCUGGGGAGCAGAUUGACAUGGAUAGAUUUUUCCAUGAUGCUGGACCAGAUAGCAAUCACAGGGCUCAAAAUAUUGCAAGAGAUCCUUUUGCCGCCACAAAGCAGUACUUUCAAUGCUUUUCAAAUUGAAGUCAAAGGAAACAGGGUGCAUAGUGGGAUGGGGAUGCUUGGUCAUGUCAGCGGGUAUUUUGGCAUUGUUGAAGCUCAAGGAAGAGGGACACUGCACAUGCACAUGAUGAUUUGGCUUCGUCAUAUGCCAAAUAUGCAUGACAUGCAUGCUCAGUUGCAGAAUGAGGAAUUUCAUACAAAAAUCAAGGAGUAUAUUCAGCAGAAUAUUCGAGCUCACGUUGAAGGAUUGGAUGAAGAAACAAUUCAAAUGAUGCUGAAAGAGAGCAACUUGCCAUAUUCACGACCCCCAGAUCCUGAUUCUAGCAAUUGGAGUAUCAAAAACCAAGCAGUUGAAUGA